GGAAGAGAAAAAUAAGUGUGAGAAAAUAACUCCAGUGAGCUUGGUCUGGAAGCACCGCGGACCCCUCUCGCGUCUCUUGUUCCAGACCUUUCUAUUUGCUAACAACAAUACGUUAUGCAAAUUGACCUUUAGAUGGGAGUAUAAAGACUCAGAGACCUGGAACACCCUUUAUUCGCGAACCCUUCCAAGUGCACGCUGUUUUUGUCUUUUGGUCCGUGAACUAUAUUCUGCGCUUCGAUUUUUUGAGAGUGUUUGCUCGAUUCACUCACUCUAGUAGUAGGCCAUGUCGGGGAAUUCGACUACAGCAGCACCGACAACAGCCACUCCGAAGAACGACAGCACUAGCACGUUCGUCGUUGCUUUGGUAAUCAACGGUAUCAUUGCUCUAGUAGUGCUGUUGAUAUACUCGCUGUUAAGGCCCAAGCUAAAGCACAUCUACGCUCCGCGAUUGCUUUUGGUCGACAAGAAGUACCCACUUGGAACCCUGUCGGAGAAAUGCUUCGGUUGGAUUUUACCAGCGUUCAAGGCAAGCAACGAUGAUAUUUUCAACUACUGUGGGAUGGAUGCGCUCGUUCUGAUUCGCUUCCUGAAGUUCUGCUUAGUUGUUUCCCUCAUCAUCCUCCCCUAUGGGAUCAUCGUUCUCUUACCCAUUCAUGUGCAUGGAGGAUUGGAUCUGGGGGAACUGGACCAGCUCACCCUUUCCAACGUGAAAGCCGAGUCGCAUAUGAUCUGGGCGCACUUGAUUGCGGUCUGGGCAUACACGAUAGUCAUCUGUUACUUGCUCCACAGAGAAUGGAAAAUCUUUAUUGUCUACAGGCAGAAAUACUUAGCCAAGGGGUUAAGACACCACUAUGCCGUGCUUAUUCGAGAUCUUCCUACUAAGCUCCAAAACAAUGAGAGCUUGAAAGCCUAUGUCGAUCAGCUGUUCCCAGGACAGGUUAUUGAUGUUACUGUUGUUGAAGAUCUUGACAAAUGGCAGGAAUUGGUUAACCAACAUGACCAGUUCAUAUGGAAAUUGGAGAAAGCAAAGUUUCUGCUGGAAAAGAAAGGUGAACGACCUCAGCACAAGACUAAACUGUGUGGUAAAGAAAAAGUGGACUCUAUUUCCUGUUAUGAGGAGGAGUUGAAGAGAGUCCGUGAUGAGCUCACUGAAGAAAAAGACAAAGAACAUAAAGCAACAUGUUCUGCAUUUGUGAUCUUCAAUUCCCUAAAAGCUGCAAGCUUGGCAGUGCAGUGCCGUUGGGACAGCGCACCAAUUGCUAACAUCAUUCGCCCAGCCCCUGAACUCAACAAUGUCAUUUGGGGCAACCUCUCUAUUUCCUUUUUGAGCAGAAAAAUCCGGUCAAUCAUUGUGGUAGUGUUCACAUUCUUUCUUGUUGUGUUCUGGAUGGUGCCUGUUGCCUUUGUGUCGUCACUUAUCCAACUUGAAAACUUGACCGAGAAACUUCCUUUCCUCAAAGCAGUGAACGACAUGCCUGUAUUUGUAACUGGUUUUCUGGGUGGUUUCCUCGGUGGUUUGGCCCUGCUGAUUUUCUUCAUUAUCCUACCUCUGAUCUUGCGUUUGGUGUCAAGGCUUCAAGGUCUCUCUUCCUGUAGUGAGGUCCAAAGGUCAGCACUUGGAAAACUCUUCAUAUUCAAGAUCCUCAACAUGUUCUUGUUACUCGCCAUUGCUGGCUCAGUUCUUAACAAACUUACCAACAUCAUGGAGGAGCCUACUAGCAUUGUCAGCUUUCUUGCCAAAACCCUUCCUGGCCAGUCAACCUUCUUCAUCACACUUAUCUUGUUGAUGGGUUUAGGUGGAUUUCCCUUAGAGCUGUUGAGAAUUGGCCCACUGAUUGUCGUCGCACUGAAAAGAAAGUUCCUUAAUCUGACUCCCAGAGAAGACAAGGCUGCCUGGAGACCACCUCCUAUUGCUUACGAUGUGCAGUAUGCUAAUCAUCUGUACGUACUGAUUGUUGGAUUGUGCUAUUCCAUCAUGGCUCCUCUCAUGACUCCAUUUGUCUUCCUCUACUUCAUCCUUGCUUUUAUUGCCUGGUCUAACCAAGUCAUGUGUGUCUACAUUCCAACCUUUGAUUCUGGUGGACUACUGUGGCCUAAGGUUUUCAACAGAAUGAUUGCUGGUCUCCUAGUUUUCCAGUUGCUCAUGAUCGGCAUCUUUGGUCUCAAAAUGAAUGCUGCUGUUUCUGUACUGGUUCUCCCACUGCCUGCCGUCUCCCUUUUGUUCUUCACCUUCGUGCAGUUUUAUCUUCUCCCUGCCUCUGCCAACCUGACACAGGAGAAGGUCACUUCUGAAGAGGAGCCGCAGGUCCCAGCGGAGAUUGCCCAAAGCUACAUUCGAAACUACGAGAUGCCUCCAGAGCAGGCACCAACCAACGAGGCAUUGGAGUCAGAAGACCAUGGAAACGAAGGCACCAAGUUGAUCUCCAAGCCAUCACACUCCUCAAAGGAAGAAAAACUGGAUACUCACGUCUAAGAUAGAUAUCAACUAUGACUUGUAAGUUAAAGUUUGGAAAAGAGUCAUCUAGAACUGUAAAGAUUGGUUUUUAGAUCUUACUUUAAAAAAAUUCAUAUAAGAGAGAAGCGUGAGUUGAUUUUUCUGAUGAUAAUUUUUAUCAAAAAGGUCGAAGAACAGUAUACUUUUUAAUAAAAAUGAUUAUCAAAAACUUUGGAGUUUAAAAAAAAGUAACCAAGAAAUAGAUUGUACUGUGUGAAGUGUAUUCUUUGAAUGAGAAUGUCAUAGAUUCAUCAUUCAUUAAUAUCUAGAGAGAGGUGGCUACUCUGAACAGGAAAAUAUCACAACUAAGAAGUCYUGCGUACUAAAAACCUUUGUGACAUUUCAGCUUGUAAGGAUUUUAAUAAAUUUACAGGUGAUAGGACUGUCGAUUAGUGCCGUAGUGUUCUGUAUAAAGAACAUAUUUAACCCAGAAACUAAACAUGAUAGACCACAAAAAAAUAACCUGUUUAUGUUGAUAAAUUAAGUAAAAAGUACACCAUGCAUAUCUAUCAUAGAGUAGAUAAUCUAGUAGAGUAUGCUCGAGAUGUUCAAAUAGUGCAACUAGUGAAAAAGUAGUAACUAGUACAAAAUUAAACAAAAGAAAACAAGGUAUCUUGUUUUGUUUGAUACUUUUUCAUGGGUUCAAUGCACUUUAAAAUUAAUUUUAAACUAGAAAUAAGCUGUGUGUUUAUGCUAAGAUAGCAAUAGAGAUAAUAUAGCUAUAAAAGAAAAAGUAUUCAAGGCUUAAAUUUUUAAGACUAAGUAUUAUAACAACACAUGUUCCAUAGAUGUUCCAUAGGUCUAUAUUUUGAAAUUUAGUUUUAAGUCUAGAGUUGUAUCACAAUAAUAAUGUACCCUAAGAUCACUGAUAAAAUAAAGUUACUCACGAUCUUUA
Actinia tenebrosa (Australian red waratah sea anemone) is the source of this 3389-nucleotide messenger RNA. RefSeq lists its product as uncharacterized. Gene Ontology annotation, cellular component: plasma membrane. NCBI's taxonomy places the organism in Eukaryota, Metazoa, Cnidaria, Anthozoa, Actiniaria, Actiniidae. The record is from RefSeq and is a predicted model, not a curated record. Gene Ontology annotation, molecular function: calcium-activated cation channel activity.